Messenger RNA from Salvia splendens (bonfire salvia), 626 nucleotides. RefSeq names its product alpha carbonic anhydrase 7. NCBI's taxonomy places the organism in Eukaryota, Viridiplantae, Streptophyta, Magnoliopsida, Lamiales, Lamiaceae. The transcript is spliced from 4 exons. The record is from RefSeq and is a predicted model, not a curated record. Gene Ontology annotation, biological process: one-carbon metabolic process. Gene Ontology annotation, molecular function: carbonate dehydratase activity; zinc ion binding. The coding region runs from base 58 to 516 and encodes 152 amino acids.
GCGGAGGAAGUGAAGAACUACCAGCAGCCGCCGCGCCACCACUGAUUCACGGCAGGAAUGGGCAGCAUCAGGAGCAGCUCCGUUCAUCGUUUCACUACAUGUCUCAUUGGCUUUUCCCUUCUCAUGGCCAUCCAUUCUGAAAAUCGAGAUGGUGAAGUUGAUAAUGAACAUGAAUUUUCAUAUUUGAAGAAUUCUUCAAAAGGAACAGAACACUGGGGAAGUCUCAAAGAAGAAUGGAAAUUAUGUUCAAUUGGAAAUUUCCAAUCCCCAAUCAAUAUUAUCAAGAAAAGAGUUAUGGUUUCAUCUCAAAUAGGGAAAUUGAGAAGAAACUAUAGACCAGCUCUUGCUGUAUUAAGGAAUAGAGGACAUGACAUCAUGGUUGAAUGGAAUAGAUAUGCCGGGAGCGUACAUCUCAGUGACAACAAGUAUGAUUUAGUACAGUGUCAUUGGCACACGCCUUCUGAACAUACGCUCGGAGGACGAAGGUACGACAUGGAACUGCUAUAUGGUCCAUAGAAGCUCCGAAGGACAGUUUGUUGUAAUUGCUAUUCUAUAUCAUUUAGGACGUUCUGAUCAUUUUCUCGACAAGGUCAGUGGUAAGGGGUAUAAUCGUCAUCUUGCAAUAA